CAUCGUUAAUGAAGAAAAUAAGCUCAUAGAUUUAAUCUCUUAUCAAUAGAAAUAGCUUCUAAGAACCUUCAUUAAGCAGUGAUAUAAAAUCUUCAAGAAGCAAUCCAAAAACUGCAAAGACAGAAAGACCUUAAUCUAAAAAUAAAUAGAAUGACUUAUUAGAUUAUCUAAAAAAAGAAAGAAAUACAAUAACAUAAAUGGUUAAUUCUGUAAAGAAUACUUUACAAGGAAGUAAAAGCAUAGAUAAUUUAUAAACGUAAAGUUAAAAAAGUGAGCAUUUUAAGAACGGACAACUAAAUGUAAAUAUUAUCAUGAAAAUUCUAGCAUGUAGAUUUGAAUGUAUAAACUGUUGAUGGAAAUAAUACAAAAAGGUAAAUACUCAAAUAAAAAAAUUUAUCACUUGCUAUAAUAUCAUUAGAAGUAUUCUUAAUGAGUUUAUUCUUUAUAGAAUCAACUUUUCAAAUAGUUGUAAACUACUAAAUAAUCUUACAAUCAAUCCCCUUAAAAUUAAAUAAAAUCACCGAUAAUAAAAUAAAAAAAUUAAUAUUUAUUUGAUAUGCAAAUAGUAUAACUAUUGAAAUAAUAUAAUGUAGUUAAAAAACAUGAAAAGUUCCUAAGAUGAUAAUUUAAAGAAUUCUUAAAUAAAAUAAAAUAAAUAGUCGAUACUAUCUGAUGAUCCAUCAUAUCAUAGAUAAUCAAUAGAGGAUAUUCUUUAUAAUAAGAAAUAGUUUAAGUAAGUAGAAACAUCAAAACCAUAAUAAUAUCAGAAAUAAUCUGAGAAUGAAACAAAAUCGAUUAAUUAAAUUCAUUUUAAAACUGAAGCAUGUUCAUCAUAUAUUCCAUAAAAAUAAUAAAAUUUAGAAGAGCCUCUAAAUUAUGAUUAGGAAUAAUAAUUAAAGAUUAUAUUAUAUUAUAAAUAAUAGAAGUAAUUAUUCUUAGUUAUUUAGAUAUCAUUAUUUAUUUAAGUACUAAAAUAAAACAACAGAUGAUCUUUUUAAUUAUUUGAUACAAUAAAUAGGUGGUAUUGAGAAAUAAUUUACUAAACUUGGAGGAGGAACAGGUUCAACGGAUGGAGAUUCUAUUUAAUUAGGUAUUAAUUAAAUUAAUUAAAGAAUUAAAUAAAAUAAGUUAAUUUCAAACAGUAUCAAAAAAUAUACCAUACGAUUAUUAUCUAACAUUAAAUAAUUUGACUAUGUAAGUGUUUAAAGGAAUAACACUGUAGAUUUAACCUUAUUAUUCUUAAUCAAUAUAAACAAAAAGAGUUGGGUUGAAAGAUUUUACAUUAAUAAAAUGUAUAGGUGUAGGAGGAUUUUCAAGAGUAUACAUGGUAAGAAAGAAAGAUAAUGGAAAGUUUUAUGCAUUGAAACUUAUAGAUAAGAAAUUCAUAUUUGAAAAUUCAAAAGAAAUAAUAGUAUAGAAUGAAAGAGAUAUUAUGACUAAAAUGAAUAAUCAAUUUAUUACACCAUUACAUUAUUCAUUUGAAACAAAAUAUUAUAUUGCUUUUGUUUUAGAAUAUUGUGCUGGAGGAGAACUAUUUUAUCAUUUAAGAAAACUUAAGAGAUUAAGUGAGUAAGAUGCAAAAAUAUAUUUUGCAGAAAUAUGUUUAGGAAUGGCUUAUUUACAUUCAUAAAAUAUAGUUUAUAGAGAUAUUAAGCCUGAGAAUAUUUUAUUAGAUUUAUAAGGUCAUUUAUUAUUAAGUGAUUUUGGAUUAUCAAAGCCUGAAAUGACACCAGAUGAUUUUGCUUAUUCAUUUUGUGGAUCACCAGAAUACAUGGCUCCAGAAAUGCUUAUGAAAACAGGACAUAAUUAUCUAGUUGAUUGCUAUUGUUUAGGCGCAUUACUUUAUGAAUUAGUAACUGGAUUACCUCCAUUCUAUUCACAUAACACUUAAGAUAUUUAUAAUUCAAUUUUAACUGAAUAAAUAUAAUUCCCAGGUUAUAUUCACAUUUCUUCUCUUUUGAAAGAUUUGAUAUAAUCAUUAUUAUAAAAAAAUCCAGAAGAUAGACUUGGAAAUUAAAAUGGAAUUAUUGAAAUCUUACAUCAUAAAUGGUUUUAGGAUAUAGAUUUUAAUGCAAUUUUAAAUAAAAAGAUUACGCCUCCUUAUAAGCCCUAUCCUUUAAAAUAUAAUUUUGAUGAAGAAGAAUUUAAUAAAGGAGAUGCUGAAUUUAGAAAAUAAUUUCAAAUUAAUUUAUAAAAAGAAUUCUAAGUAUUAAUGAAAAUUAUUCUAAGAAUGUUGACACUGCAAACUAUUUAUUAGAUGAUUUCUAUUAUUCAAGAGAUAGUAUCUAUGGAUAAGAAAAAUCAUCAAGAUCUAAUGAAGUCAAUUUGAACCAGUUAUAAAAUUAAGCCCUUAUUUCAGAACCAUUUUCUAUAAAUCAGUCAAAGAUUCAAUCACCUUAGCCAGAUUAAAAUGAAUAAUAAUUUUUAUAGUCUUCGCAAGAGUUUAAACGUAUUAUUGGAACAAAGGGUAAAAGUGAAGUUUACUAAAACCCAUUAAAAAUAGAUAAUAUGGUUAAAUCAUCCUAACUCUUACAUUAAAAUACUAAAUUAGGUCAUAAUUAUUCAAAAACGAUGUAGUAGGCCUAAUCUUCACUUUAAGACUUUAAAGUAAUUGUUAUUUAUAUUUUUAGUAAAUUAAAUUAUUAAUUGAUUAAUCAAAAGCUUUAAAAAGCUCAGAUCGAAUAACUACUAUGCCUGAUUAAAAUAAAAAAAAUAUAAUAGAUAGAGUAAAAACAGAGUAAUUUGGAAAUUUAGCAUCUCCAAAAACAACUACUGGUAGUUCUGUACAUAAAAUGAGUAAUUUUUAAGCAUUAUUUGGAUCUGAAAAAUAAUAGAAAACAUUUUUCUGA
Paramecium sonneborni is the source of this 2849-nucleotide messenger RNA. Lineage: Eukaryota; Ciliophora; Oligohymenophorea; Peniculida; Parameciidae. The record is from the annotation of a GenBank genome assembly.